Molecule: messenger RNA, 1647 nt
Organism: Phytophthora infestans T30-4
Lineage: Eukaryota; Oomycota; Peronosporomycetes; Peronosporales; Peronosporaceae
Exons: 1
Coding region: 313-1452 (379 amino acids)
Biological process (GO): SCF-dependent proteasomal ubiquitin-dependent protein catabolic process
Cellular component (GO): SCF ubiquitin ligase complex
Molecular function (GO): protein binding
Source: RefSeq, a predicted model, not a curated record
GCGUCUCAGAUCACACAACCAACAGGUUGUCUGUCGUCCCUCGUCCUCUUCCUCGCUCUACCUGCCCACGCCUCUGUCCUCGAUUCGCCUCCGUCUGCAUAUCCGCUGUCUCCUUUCGCUCGUGUUUCCAGCGUUCAAGAGACCGCCGUCCUUCCCCAACAGUCCGUUCAGCAGCUCGAGGGAUGCUGAAGGACUGCCCGCAGCACCAGUGGAUCAACCAGCGCUCGCACGAAACCCGCACGGCCUUUUCGCAAUCGGAAUAAGCCCCCAGCCCCCAUUUUGAGUACAAUUCCCCUUCAUUCCGGUGCCGGCAUGGCCUCCCACGGCUUCGAGGCUCUCGCUAGCGAGAAUCUCCGUCAAGUGCUGGAUUUUCUGCCUAUCCGAGAGCAAUUCGCUCUGCUGAGCAGCAACAAGGAACUGCUGAGUCGAGAGCCUCUAGCUCCUGCUGUGGUGUCCUAUUGCGGACAGUGCGAUGCGUGUCUGGACAAGACGGAGCAUCUUUGUGAUCAGAAAUUUAAGAACAAAACUAAGGACUUCUGGACGGCAAUGCUCAAAUAUUCGACUCCCUCGGGGCUCACGCAGUUGAGACUGGCCAGCUGUGAUAGCUUUGAUGCUUCGGUACUGAAAAGUGCCGGUGCCAAGUCGGCACUAGCGCCGUUGAAAGUGCUGGAGCUCAACAGAUGCACUACUAUGGACGCUGAAGCUCUUGGACUCCUUGCCGACAUGUGUGGCAAUCUGAGAGAGCUCAGAUUCCGAGACAUGGCAGUUGAUCGCACGGCAUUGAGGAAGUUGCUAACGAACAAUGCAACGUCGCUCCGAGUCGUGGAUUUGUUGGGUUGCCACACAGUUAAAGGCGAAGAUGUUCGUGAUAUUUCCCAGUGCACGCAGCUCCGAGACUUGAGUCUCUGGGGCUGCCACAAUGUGGACAAUGCGUCGAUUGUUUACGUGGUGCAACACUGCAGUCAACUGGAGAGACUGAACCUGCGUUAUGCUCACAAAGUGGAUGACAAGGUUGUGGCAGCAAUUGCUGUGCACUUACCGCAACUCAAGGACUUGAACCUCCGCUACUGCUACAAGAUAUCGGACAGAGGUGUCAAGACUCUGUGUGAUUCUCUAUCAGGGCUUCGUUCGCUGAACUUGUCGCAGUGUUCUCGUCUCACUGAUGCUGCCAUCAUGCAGGUGGCUACGUCCAUGACUCGCCUCAAGGAGCUUCGUCUCUGGGGCUGCACGAAGCUCACGUCAGACUCCGUCUUCUUCAUCUCGGAGGGUCUACCCGAACUCACACUGCUGGAUCUACGCAGUCGCGAUAAGCUCGAGGCUGUUAUUGGCGGGCCUACAGCACUCAAGUUCCUGAUCCAGACUUAUCGCAGCAAAUUGGCGAGAUGGGAACAAGCUCAAGGGGAGCAGACCGGCGUGUUCAAGCGCCACAAUGUGGUUGCUGCAGCCGCGUGAAAGUCUUGACUCGUUAUCGUCCCUCCAUGACGGUGUCUGCGCAGCUCUCUCUUCUUUCCCAUUCGCAUUUUUCAAGCUUCGAUGUUACAGAUCUGUUGUCAGUAUCUGUAUUUUUUUUUCUUUUUGCUUUUCUUUUAAAUUGACACUCGAGAGAAACGAUAACGAAAACGAAUGCAACAAUUUAAAAUCUAAAAA